Molecule: messenger RNA, 2480 nt
Organism: Ylistrum balloti
Lineage: Eukaryota; Metazoa; Mollusca; Bivalvia; Pectinida; Pectinidae
Product: gamma-aminobutyric acid receptor-associated protein-like 2
Exons: 4
Coding region: 85-438 (117 amino acids)
Biological process (GO): macroautophagy; autophagosome assembly; cellular response to nitrogen starvation
Cellular component (GO): autophagosome membrane; cytosol; autophagosome
Molecular function (GO): ubiquitin protein ligase binding
Source: RefSeq, a predicted model, not a curated record
AACCAUUUUGACGCAGUCAGCUGUCUGUCUUUGUUUACAGUUGUCACCAGUUUGUUGUUUGGCUUUUCCGCCACCAGUAACAAUAUGAAGUUUAAAUUUAGGGAAGAACACACUCUUGAACAAAGAAUUGCAGAGUCAACUAAGAUCAAGGAUAAAUACCCAGAAAGGAUUCCUGUGAUUGUUGAGAAGGACCCCAAAUCACAGAUACAGGAUAUAGACAAACGGAAAUUUCUUGUUCCUAAUGACAUUUCUGUAGCACAGUUCAUGUGGAUUAUUCGUAAACGUAUUCAACUACCAUCAGAAAAAGCUAUCUUCCUAUUUGUCGGCAAAGUCCUCCCACAAUCAAGUGCCAGUAUGGGUCAGGUGUACGAGGAACACAAAGAUGAAGAUGGAUUUCUGUACAUUGCCUACAGCGGGGAGAACACAUUUGGUCACUGAUGAAUUCUUAACCUCAUAUUGACUUUGGUCACAUUGUUGGAGACAUUGUGUUUUAUCAUUAUGAACAGAAUAGUUUUUAUUAAUUUUCUUACAGCAAGAUUUGGCUUAUGAUAAACAAAGAAAAAGAUUUAAUUCAAAAUUUCAGGUACAUGUACUUAAUGAAAAGAGAAGGCAAUGAAGAAAUUGUGAAGACUGUUUUGUUAUAGUGAAAUUUUAACUACUUACAAAUUGCAUGUAAUUUUUUAUUAUGAUUUUAUAUCAUGUUGAGAGUGACACGAACUAAAAUAAAUUUCGUUUGUCUGCAACAUUUAAUGAUUCUCACACAAAUAUGGUUAUGAAACAGGAAUUGUAGGUAUUUGUAUUUAAUCAAAGAGAUGAGUAUAACUGUUUGAAUGAAGUACCAGGAGAGAUAUGAUAGCUGUCAGCAUUCAGUAAGGACAAGUAUCUUUAUUACAUUGACUAUAAAUUAUUGUGGCAUUGUUACAUUACAUUCCAAGAUGUCACAUGUAUACUACAAUUUAUAGUGACUUCCAUUUAGAAUCUGCUUUAAAAUAGGAGUGGCCUUUUAAUAUAAUGGUGGAUAUUGACGUGUAAGCUGAAGCCAGUUAUAACAAUAAAAUAUUAAUUCAUUUGCGGGAAGUAAACAAUAAGUUGCCUCUUUAAGUAAAUGUAUAUGGUCUCAGAAAUUUGUGUACAGAUGAAGUUCAACCAAAAGAUUGCAGGUUUUUGAUUUAGUGAUUAAAAUUUGUAACUAUGCAUUUACAAACUCUACACAAUCUCUUCUCACAAAAAAUAUUCUGAUUAAAGAUAAAAAAAACUUUGUAACCAAUAUGUAGCUUGACUGAAACAAUCAAAGUUACAAAACUGUGCUGCUAACAUUGAUUCUAAUACAGUAUAUGUUAAGACAUUUUUGAUCUUGGGAAGUACAGCUGUCAAAUUCUCAGUUAUGGAAGUACAGGUGUAAAAAUUGUCAAUUAGUGGAAGUACUGCUGUUAAAAACAUUAUUAGAGCCACAGCUGUCCAAGUUCUCAACUAUAUUAAGCACAUCUGUUGAAAUUUUCGACCUUAAGAAGUAAGGCUGUCGAAACUUUCAACUGUUGAGGUACAGCUGUUAAACCUGUCAACUUCUGAAGUAUAGCUGCCAAAAUUCUGAACUGAUUGAAGUAAAGAUCAAAAUUCAUAACAAGUGGAAUUUUAACUAUUGGAAGUAUGGUAUGUCAAAACUCUCAACUAUUGAAUGUAAAGCUGUUCAAAUUUUCAACAGUUGGAAAUAAAGCUGUAACAAUUUAUUAAAAAAAAAGAUGACUGUAAAAAACAUGUUCAGAAAAAUUGCUGUAGGAGUUCUCAAUGAAUGAAAGUAUAGCUGUACACUUUAUCAGCUGUUUGAAGUAUGGCUGUAAAUGUUAUCAGCUGUUGGAAGUAUAGCUGUAAACUUUAUCAGCUGUUCAAAGUAUGGCUGUAAAUGCUAUCAGCUGUUCAAAGUAUAGUUGUAAACAUUGUCAACUGUUGGAAGCAUGGCCGUAAAUGUUAUAAGCUGUUGAAAGUAUGGCUGUUAAAGAUCGUCUCAACCAUGAAUGGAAGUAUAACAACAAAUAUCAACCUAUGGAAGUUCAGCUGGCGAAACUACUGCAGCUUAAAAUAUAUUUGAUGUUGUUGAUAGUGGAAUUUUAAGUACAUAUAUUAUUCCUAUCCUAUGAAUUUAUGAAAAAUAGUCAUAUUACUUCUGUUCUAUGAUUAAUUUGAGUUUCAUUCUAGUCUAUUGGUAAAAUAAAUUUUUGCUGCUUUUUCAAUUUCUUACCUUAUUUCAAUACUAAGUACUAUUGGUUGUAUCCAGUCAUUGUGAUUAUAUGUGAGCAACAUUCAGUAACAACUUGUGACGGCAAUUUGGUAUUACUGGACCAAUGCAUCAAACAAUUAUGAUACAAAAUUUUCAGUGUUUUUAUUUUCUUAUUUCUGAAAUUGUGACAUUAUUUUUAUCAUAUAUAUGUGUGUAUUAUAAGUUCCAUUUGUGUUUUCUGUAAAUAAAAUUUUGUUACUUAAAA